GCUAUCAUUGCAGUUGAACGUUGCUGCUAACGUGACCAGACCAAACCGGUGGCAAAGAUUGUUGAUGGGCCCGCUGGCGGCGGAUGCCCCGCAUUCUUUCACUGCAUGGAUUCAAUGAGUCGCAACGAGGCGAACAGCAGCAGCCACCACCAAAACAAGGUGGUCUUAAUGAAUCAAGGAACUGAUAGCAAUAACGAAGGAGCUAAUAAUCUAACCAGUAGCGGUAGCAGCAAUAACAACAGCGGCGGCACCAACAGCCACAGUAACAGCAGCACACGAGGCAACAUCACUAGCAGUAGCAGUAGUAGGAACAACAUUAUUAGUAUUAGCGGUAGUAAGAGCAAUAGCGGCGUCAGUGACGGUAACCCUGGUGACGGUAACCAACCAACGCACACCACUAUCCAUCAACAUCGUCUUCAGCAGCACCCGGCAUCUUCGCCGGCAACGCUUGAUCAUCCUACGAAUUCGGUCGAAUCGGCGGACCGUGGAAGCUAUAACGCACUAGUGGGUGUUGUGGGGGUGGUGCCGACUGCCGUCUCUUCGUCCUCAUCAUCGGCGGAUAUCAAGGAUUCUAAUUUUGACGACGACAACGAGUGGGACGUGGGAAUAGGAGAUUUAAUAAUCGAUUUAGACGCUGACAUUGAAAAGACUGGUGCGAAUCAGCAACAGCAACAGCAACACCAGCAAAGACAGCAACUACAGCAGAAUCAACAGUCCAGUAAUACGACUCCCGGUGGUGGUGUGCUGCAAUUCCUAUCAACCAGCGGUGGUGGCAGCAACAGUGGUGAGUCAACAACUGCUAUUGCAUCCGCUGCUGCUCAUAGUAAUCAAGGUCGAAGCGGGAACACUUCGGGUAAAAGCCGAAAAACUAGCCCAGUAAGUGUGCCAAGCGACACUAGAGAGAAAACUUCUACAUCGGGGGCGGCAGCAGGAAGCAGUGGGAGUGGUGCAAGUAGUAGUUCAAAAGGACACCAUCAUCACCAUCACCAUCAUCAUCAUCAUCAUCAUCAUCACCAUCGUCACAAACAGCAGCAGUUGAGUGGUAGUAGCAGCAGUACCAGUAUAAGUUCCGGAGAAAAAAGUGGAGAAUCACAAGGAAGCAGGGUUCGUACCUCAAGUAAUACAUCUACGGGUGGUUCUGUGUCCACAUCGCACUCUUCCGAGUCGGCUUCUGUAACUGCUGCUCCAACAUCUGUAGGACAAGGAGUAAGACCUCAUACGGGUAACGACACUCCCGAUAGUGGUGGUUCGCGUGGAGAUACCCACACCUAUUCGAAUACCCACGGUGGUAGUAGUCGAAGUAAACAAAACGCACCUGGCAGCAGCAGUGGUGGUGGCAAUACGAACAGCAGUAACAGCAGUAAUACCACAAUGUCUUCGACUACCAGCAGCUCGGGUAGUAAGUCAACGACCAAACUGUCCGUUGACCAUCAAGCAACUCUGGAUAAGGGGCUUAAGAUGAAGAUCAAGCGUACGAAACCAGGCACAAAAACAUCCGAAGCAAAGCAUGAAAUUGUCAAAUCAGAUCAAAACGGUACCACAUCAACAACGGCAACGUUAAGUACCGGUGGUGGUACGGCGGGUGCUGGUACGACGGGCAUUGGAUCGUCUGCUGCCCUAACUAAUACGACUGGUGUAACAGGCAUGACCACAUCGUCUUUGGUAGGCUCUGGGUCUGGUUCAUUAAACGCCGUUGGCACACUAGGGGGCGCUGGUGGAGCUAAUAUGAACAUCAAUAGCGGAGGCGGUACAACGAGUGGUCACUUAUCGACUGAUUCCGACAGUACGGGUAUGGGUGGUGGAGGAGCAAUCGGAACGGCGACUGGAGUCUCUGGAAGUGGAGUGGGAGGAGUGUUGAAUCCGGGAUUAAAUUCGAGCACGGUUGGUCAUCCAAGUGGCGGAUCAGGAGUGAUCGGAUCUGGUGUCAACUGUGGUAAUACACACGUCAAUAGUAACACUCCCAAUGGCAGUAAUAACAGUAAUUUAGGCAUGAGUACCAGUGGCAGCACUGCUAGCAACAGUGGCAGUGGGAGCAACAUCAACACCGGGAGUAUAGUAUUGGGUGGGUCUGGGAAGAAACAUUCGUCCCAAUCCGCCAGUAUCGGUACCAUGGGUGGGAACAGCAAUAGUGGUGGUAGCAGCAUUGCCCAACAACAGAUGAGUUCCAAUAUUCAUACAGCGCAACAACAGCAACAGUCCCAGCAGCAUCAGCAACAUCAACAACAACCGGUCCAGAGUUCAAAUAAACGUGGCAGCAGCAGCCACCGGAGAGACAAGGGAAAGGAUAAAACUACACACCACAAUCAGCGUGAUAAGAAUGAGCAAUUGCAACAACAGCAGCAACAUCAAGGAACUGGCGGUGGAGCUAAUAGUGGUGGGCCAGCAGAUAUUGGCAUUGGUCCGAGUGGACUAACCAAUAGCCGAUCCACCAGCGGCGGUAACUGCAUGUGUGUGGUCAACCACGAUGUACAAGUAAACGGGUUACUACAGCAACAGCCCUGCUCCAGUGCAUCCUGUAUAUAUGCCAAGUCUGGAAGCAAUAAUGGUGAUCAUGGCAGUGGUGGCAGCAUAACACACGGCUCAUCGCAUCGAAUAGGAGCUGGAGGAAUCAUUCCAGGAAGUUUAAGUGUUGGUACGGGUUCGACUUCUGGAAGUACUACUAACGCUCCGAACGCUCCUGGUCCACCGGUGAUAGGGAAGGACAUCAACAAGCUAUUAAAUCUAAAUGUUCCUAGCACAGGAACACAUAAUUCCAGUGGAAAUAAUACCAACAACAGCAGCAGUAUAACCGGCACCGGUACCAGCAACAUUUCGAAUAUCGCCAACAAUAUGCAUACCGGUGGAACCGGUGUGUUAAAAGCUCAACUGCAGGCCGGUUCCCUGGCCGGGACUGUUAGCGAAGCUGCCGGAACGACGACAACAAACAUGAUGGGUGUGGGAAUGUUUGCUGGUGGUGUUGCAUCCUCGCCAAACCUUUCGGCAGCUCUGUCAGCGCACGAUGAUAAGAGUGGUUCAAGCCCUCCUCCCGCCAAGCGUCACAAGGGUGAAAGGAAGGAAAUGGUAGAUGUAUGUGUUGGAACGUCCGUUGGCACAAUAACCGAACCGGACUGUUUGGGCCCUUGCGAGCCGGGCACGUCCGUCACGCUGGAAGGAAUUGUUUGGCACGAAACUGAGGGUGGAGUUUUGGUAGUAAAUGUCACCUGGCGGGGCAAAACCUACGUUGGGACGUUGAUCGACUGCACCAAACACGAUUGGGCUCCUCCAAGGUUUUGUGAUUCUCCAACUGAAGAAUUGGACUCCAGGACACCAAAAGGACGGGGUAAAAGAGGACGAAGUUCAGCAUUGCUUCCAUCGAACGAUCUUAGUAAUUUCACAGAAACACGAAGCUCGAUGCACAGUAAGUUAAGAAAUGGUGGUUCGAAAGGGCGAGGAGGCAGAGGGGGCAUUAUCGAAACGAAUGUGGCAAACAGUGGCGCAACUGGAGGAGCAAAACUUCCAACCCUCACUGCCAGUGCAAACGUUCUUGGCACAGGUAACAAUGGAGGAUCGCUGGGUGCUACCAAUACACCUUCUACAUCUCCCGUAGCUUUUCUGCCGCCGAGGGCAGAAAAGCGCAAAUCAAAAGAUGAGUCUCCAUCUCCACUUGGAGCUGGUAGUGGUAGUGGUGGAACCACGGGAGCAGGAGUCGGUAGUAACAAUGGUGCAUCGAACACCAUGAGCAAUAAUGUGAUAAACCCUGCGUCUGUAAAUAUGGGAGGCAAUAGCUCGGGCAAUGGAGGAAAUGGUUUUAACAAUGGUUCCAACACAGACGGUGGUGGUGGCCACACGUCAAACUCCUCGUCAAUCGUUAAUCUCGUCACGGGAUUGAACGUGCAGGUUAGCGGUGGUAGUAGUGGCAACAGCGCUGGCGGUGGUGGAUCGGCCAGUAAAAAGGCGAAAAGCAGCACCGCAGCAUGUGCUAUCUCCCCGGUGUUACUAGAGUGUCCUGAACAAGACUGUAGCAAAAAGUACAAGCACGCUAACGGGCUAAAGUAUCACCAGAGUCAUGCACAUGCUGGCAGUGCGUCUUCGAUGGAUGAGGAUUCAUUGCAAGCUCCCGAGUCACCGCAACGAAUAGCACCGUCGCCGACCACCAACAAUACGGCUCCGUCACCCCUGUCUAUGGUCGUCGGUAGCAAUACAGCUCUUCCGUCAACAGGCACAGGCAGUGGCUCGUCGUCCACGGGCAACAACAGCGAACUCGUGCUAGCGCUAUCUACCACGUCGGGUGGAUCAGGUUCUAGCUCUGUCAUAGCGACAUCCUCAGCUCCUUCACCAUCGCAAACAGUGUCCGGAUCUACUUCCUGCAUUUCAACCGUCUCUAGUCAAUUGUCACAACAAAAUUUAGCAACUAAACAACAGCCUCUUGGCCCAAAUAGUGCCAACGCAAUCAACAAUGGAACUGUUGGGGGUAGUAUUAGUUCGCAAGACGCUAGCUCAGCAGCGACACACGUAACUAGUAAUAUUUUACAUCAGUCAUCAUCUACCGAUCAAAUUCCAUCAUCUGCUGCGUCUGCGGGUCCGCUUGGAGGCAGUGAACACCAAGAUCUUGGUCACGGUACCGGUGGAGGGGCUGACAUGUCGGUAGAUGGCGGUUCCACUGUUAUGAACGAUGAAGAUCCAAGUGUUAGCGUGGCAGGAGGAAUGAAUGCUAAUGCGGCUGCACCGGUAGCAAUAGCAAGAUCGCCGGCGGUUAACAUUGCAAUGUUGUCGAAUUCCGCACCUGCUACACCGGUGGAUGUCCAUAAACCUCCUCAUAGCUACGCUAAGCAGAAGAAAAGUCGUAAAUCUCCCGGCCCCUCUACCAACACCGAUUAUGACUCACUGGCUUCAUCGGCGGCUAGUCGCACGGAGGACGUACAAAGCCCAGCUUAUAGUGAUAUUAGUGACGAUUCCACUCCCGUUACCGAUGCGACUGAUCUGCCCAUGGGGGCAACAGAAAAAUCAAAAGGAUCUCAUCUGACGGAAGGCACCAGGAAAACGAACGAAGCACCGGUAGAAUCGGUGAACAAUUCUAGCACCAGCGCUCCAAGCACGGGUGGUCCACUUGGACCAUUAUCUAGCUAUGGUCUCUAUCCAUACUACGCCGGGUUGCCCCAUCAGCAGCCACCUCCGCCGCCGCCUCCGGGCGGUCCAUACUUUCCUACGGCAGCUGACCUUGGUGCGAAUAAGCCACCACCGCCACCACCGAUCGGUUCAGUCCCGUUACCUCAUGGUGUAGCAACAAACAUUGCGCCUCCGUCUGUCUCCUCCGUCACUGGAGGACCGCUCGAGUAUAGCAAAAAUAAGGAGCCGCCAUUGGAUCUUAUGAACAAACCAAACAACACAGGACCAACACAACCACAUCCAUUACAUCAAUCGCAACCUCCGCCAUCGGCUUUACCGCCGCCGCCAUCAUUAGCACCAAGUGGACCACCUACUGGACCGGAUGGUGUUCGCACAGCCGGAGGGCUAAUGCUGAACCCUUCUGUAACUAGCGGGUUGUCCACGAUGGCGGGUGGUAACGAUGUGAAGGAUGGCUCCAUGUUAAACGCUGGUCCACCUCCACCACCGGGCGGAAAAGUAUUGCCACACUACUAUCCUUACGGCUAUGUUCCACCCGGGUAUAAUUAUCCUGGUCUCGAUGGUGGUUAUAGUCAGCUCUCAGUAAUAUCGGAUGAAACGAAACACAGUCCGGUUGUAACAGUCAAGGAGGAACGGUUGAAGGAGAGCCAAAGUCCUAGCGAGUAUAGUAAAAUGGGUGCUUCGCCGCUCAUGGCCUCGAAACUCAUAAAAACGGAAUCUACUAAAGAUAUAAAGACUGAACCUGGCCUAAGUGGAAGUGGCGGCGCAUCAAUGCACGGACCUGGCUUGCACCCUAAAGAUCCUCAACAAGUUGGUCCAAAUCAACAACCGCCUUCCCUACCGCCACAAUCACUCGGUCCAUAUGGUAGCAUGUUCCGACAUGGGCUGGGCGUUGGCCCACCACCGGGUGGUCCUCCACCGCCGUCCCACAUCGCAACUUCUAGAGAGGAAGAUCUUAGAAGAAUGUUCAGCUACACUGAUCAACGGCGCAAUCCCCCUCCAUCGGGUCAUCCCGGGGGUCCACCAGGGCUACCGCCCGGACUGAAUUCCAAGGAUGAGCCACAUUCACCUUCAUCGCACGGGCAAUCGCAACAGCAAUCAGGAUUGCAUGGACAAUCGCUGUCGGGUCAAAGUUCGGGCAAAAGCUCGAAAUCUUCGGGACAAACAGGCUCGUCAUCAUCGUCAGGUGGGGGCGGCAGCAAAGGGAUGGGAAAAGGUUCGGAUAGUGGCAGCGGAAGCAUCAAGCAGGAGGACAAAGACAGUAGUGCGCUGAAAUUGAAACAGCAGCAGCAAGAGGGCCAAAAACCUACGAUGGAAACGCAAGGUCCACCGCCACCGCCAACGUCACAGUACUAUUCACCUUCGCUUUACAUGAGCGCCUCACCAUUUGGGUUUGAUCCAAACCAUCAAAUGUACCGACAGAUGUUGGUGUCUACUGCACCGUAUUCUGCAGCACCGUACCACUUGCAAAUACCGCGCUUCAAUCACCCGCCCGAGGAUUUGUCGCGGAAUCAGAGUACGAAAGCGCUAGAUCUGCUGCAGCACCAUGCCAGUCAGUACUACAACUCACACAAGAUACACGAGCUUAGCGAGCGCGCAAUGAAAAGUCCGACCAGCAACAGCGUUAAAGUAAGCGUAUCAAGUCCCAAUCUCUCGCAGCAACCAGGUUGCCAAAAUCCUAAUCUAUGCAUUCCUCCACCAAACAGUAGUAGCGCAGGAUUGUCUUUACAGCAACAACAGCAGCAGCAGCAACAACAGUCAGUUGCUGCCGCACAACAACAAUCAGCAAAUUCUAGUGGUGGCGGUGGUGGUGGUGGUGCAGGCGGUGGUGGUGGACCACCACCAUUACAGCAAUCAUCACAACCUCCUUCGUCGGGAAACCAUAUGCAAGGAAAUUCAGUAAGUAGCAAUAGCGGGAACAGUGGUAAUGUAAAUAGUGGUAACAGUGGUGCCAGUGGUGGUCCUGGAGGAGCAAAUAACACAGGCGGCAGUGGUGGGAGCGGUAGUAAUGACGGCCAAGGCAAAGAUCAUGGUGGCGGCGGCAGCACCGGCAGUUCGCAACAACAAUCUUCCUCUGGUGGGGGUGGUUCGAGCAGUGGUGGAAAUGGCGGAACACGAAGCCCACCACCGCAGCGUCAUGUGCACACACACCAUCAUACCCACGUGGGACUUGGUUACCCGAUGUUUCAAGCACCAUACGGAGCCGUACUAGCGAGUCCUCAGGCAGCGGCCGUUACUGUGCUAAGUCCUUUCCAGACGGGUCCACCAACCAAGUGA
Messenger RNA from Anopheles marshallii, 7380 nucleotides. Its product is annotated as serine-rich adhesin for platelets-like. The transcript is spliced from 14 exons. Gene Ontology annotation, cellular component: nucleus. The coding region runs from base 106 to 7380 and encodes 2424 amino acids. The record is from RefSeq and is a predicted model, not a curated record. Lineage: Eukaryota; Metazoa; Arthropoda; Insecta; Diptera; Culicidae. Gene Ontology annotation, biological process: regulation of transcription by RNA polymerase II.